Messenger RNA from Brassica oleracea var. oleracea, 1310 nucleotides. Its product is annotated as folate transporter 1, chloroplastic. Gene Ontology annotation, biological process: folate import into mitochondrion; nucleotide transport. Bases 181 to 1116 code for a protein of 311 amino acids. The record is from RefSeq and is a predicted model, not a curated record. Gene Ontology annotation, cellular component: chloroplast envelope. The transcript has 10 exons. Lineage: Eukaryota; Viridiplantae; Streptophyta; Magnoliopsida; Brassicales; Brassicaceae. Gene Ontology annotation, molecular function: folic acid transmembrane transporter activity; FAD transmembrane transporter activity.
AUGGGCUUUAAAGCUUACGAAGAACAAUAACGGUGCCGUCGCAUACAAAUCUGAGACGGGAAGUCAAGCAAGCGUCGGAGAGUAUACCGGAGGAGGACGACAAUACUGUUUUGACCUCUGUAGCCCAAUCGCGUGCAGGUGGAUUGCACAUAACCUAUAAAGUAAGUAAUCGUUGAUGGUAUGGUGGCGCCAUCAGGGCAGUGGGAAAAUGCCACAGCGGGGGCAGUCGCAGGAUUCGCAACAGUAGCUGCUAUGCACCCUCUUGAUGUUGUCCGUACUAGAUUCCAAGUGAACGACGGUAGAGGGUUAAGUGCUCUCCCGACGUACAAGAACACAGCUCACGCUGUCUUCACCAUUGCCCGUCUCGAGGGUCUGAGAGGACUUUAUGCAGGUUUCUUCCCUGCUGUCAUCGGUUCCACUCUUUCAUGGAGCUUAUACUUCUUCUUUUAUGGAAGAGCGAAAGAGAGAUACGCUAGAGGCAGGGACGAUGAGAAACUCACCCCUCCCCUUCACCUUGCUUCUGCCGCUGAAGCUGGAGCCUUGGUCUGUUUAUGCACGAAUCCUAUUUGGCUUGUCAAGACAAGGUUACAGCUUCAGACACCUCUUCAUCAAACCCCACCCUACUCCGGCCUGUUAGAUGCCUUUAGAACCAUAAUGAAAGAGGAAGGACCCAGGGCGCUCUUCAAGGGUAUUGUCCCUGGUCUUGUACUGCAGGUUUCUCAUGGUGCUAUUCAAUUCACAGCGUAUGAGGAACUCCGUAAAAUCAUUGUCGAUUUGAAAGAGAAGAGAAGAAAAUCCGAAUCCACGCCUGAUAAUUUAUUGAACUCGGCGGAUUAUGCUGCACUGGGAGGCUCCUCCAAAGUCGCAGCAGUUCUUCUCACAUAUCCUUUUCAGGUUAUUAGAGCACGAUUACAGCAAAGACCUAGUACUAACGGAAUCCCAAGAUAUAUAGACAGCUUACAUGUCAUCAGAGAAACCGCGAGAUUCGAGGGUCUCAGAGGUUUCUACAGGGGACUAACAGCUAAUCUAUUGAAAAAUGUGCCUGCUUCUUCCAUCACGUUCAUCGUCUACGAAAACGUUCUGAAAUUGCUGAAACAACCUCUUCCAACGAGAUAGGACCCAUCAUCUUCUUCUUUUAUUUUUUUAUUUUCCCUUGGGAUUGGGAAUUACAUUUUUGCUUUUUGUAUUCCUUUUACUGCUGGUAAUCCAUGAAACAGCUUUGUCUCGUCUUUGCUCAACAAAAAGCUCUUUUUGUUUUCCUUAUUCAUCAUACAUCUCUCCCCAUAUCUAAUACCUUUGCUCUUAUUAUA